Molecule: messenger RNA, 252 nt
Organism: Dovyalis caffra
Lineage: Eukaryota; Viridiplantae; Streptophyta; Magnoliopsida; Malpighiales; Salicaceae
Source: the annotation of a GenBank genome assembly
AUGGCCAACAUGGUUCUUACCAUACAAAGCCAAGAAUCCAGAAUAAGCCAAAGCUUACCAUUUAAUACAUAUGGUGACUUUGCAUGCAACGUUCUUGAGAACCAUGUAAGGGAACAAAUUAAGCCACUUGGUCGCUACUCCACCGAAGAAAUAUAUAUAGCAGUUGGUCAAGAUUUGAAUGCUGAUUUGCUGAAGCUGGAAAUUGAUUUUCUUUUCUACAAAACCCUUGUGAGUAGAUUGUGUAAUAAAUAG